Messenger RNA from Leptopilina heterotoma, 539 nucleotides. RefSeq lists its product as uncharacterized. Lineage: Eukaryota; Metazoa; Arthropoda; Insecta; Hymenoptera; Figitidae. Bases 1 to 528 code for a protein of 175 amino acids. The record is from RefSeq and is a predicted model, not a curated record. The transcript has 5 exons.
AUGAAUCUCGUGAAGGACAUUCUACCAGAUUCUUCUACGACUGUGCAGGCUGAACCUCGAAAAGCAGAGAAGAAAACUUUUCGCUCGAGUGGAAUAUUCAGAUUAAAAUCACCAACUAGAUCUCGCGAAGAAAUGUCUACCAGUUCGAUUGGAAAGACUGAAGAUCUAAAAUCUGGAAUUCCGGAGAAACAAUUUUUCUCUUCUAGUGAAAGAUUGAGUCUAAAAUUAUCAAAUGAAUCUCGUGAAGGACAUUCUACCAGAUUCUUCUACGGUAACUCACAGUCACAAAAAUCUGACGAAAAUUUGACAUUUUCUUCAUCGUCAUCAACUCCAAAGACUGUGCAGGCUGAACCUCGAAAAGCAGAGAAGAAAACUUUUCGCUCGAGUGGAAUAUUCAGAUUAAAAUCACCAACUAGAUCUCGCGAAGAAAUGUCUACCAGUUCGAUUGGAAAGACUGAAGAUCUAAAAUCUGGAAUUCCGGAGAAACAAUUUUUCUCUUCUAGUGAAAGAUUGAGUCUAAAAUGUUAGUGUUUAACAGA